UCAUCAUUUUUAUUUAAAAAUCCUUUUCCAAGAUAUGGCUUAUGAACCUUCUUUUCUCUUGUCAUACCUUUACCUCUUUUGGGCUUCUUUGCUUGCUAUUGUUAUUCCCUUUACGAUUAUCAAAGUCAUAAGAUCUCACUUAAUUGAAAAGUCCAAAAAUUCCACACUACCUCCAGGUCCCAAACCAUGGCCUAUUGCUGGUAAUCUUCCUGAGAUGCUUGCAAACAAGCCUGCAUCUCGGUGGAUACACAAUCUGAUGGAAGAAAUGAACACUGGAAUCGCAUGUAUCCGUUUGGGUAAUGUCCAUGUUAUCCCCGUGACUUGCCCCACCAUUGCCCGUGAAUUCUUGAAAAAACAUGAUGCUGCUUUUCUAUCAAGACCAAGAAGCAUGGCCACUGAUAUUGUCACUAGUGGUUAUCUCACAACAGCUCUUACACCCUUUGGUGAACAGUGGAAGAAAAUGAAGAAAAUAAUGGUCACAAAUUUGCUUUCCCCUCUCAAGCAUCAAUGGCUUCAAGGGAAAAGGAAUGAAGAAGCUGAUAACCUCAUGUUCUACAUCUACAACAAAUGUUGCAAAGAUGUGAACCAUGACAAUCAUGGCGUUGUGAAUGUUAGGACUGCUGCUACACAUUAUUGUGCUAAUGUGUUCAGGAAAUUGAUUUUUAACACAAGGUACUUUGGAAAGGUGAUGGAGGAUGGAGGGCCUGGGUUUGAGGAAGAAGAGCAUGUACAUGCUGCUUUUGUAUUACUCAAGUACAUUUAUGCUUUUUCUGUUUCUGAUUAUUUCCCAUGGUUGGGAGGAUUUGAUUUGGAUGGCCAUAAGAGAAAGUUAGAGAAUGCCAAGAGAGUCAUGGAGAAGUAUCAUGAUCCUAUCAUUCAUGAAAGAAUCAAAGAGUGGAAUGAUGGAUUGAAGACUGUUGAAGAGGACUUGCUGGAUGUGAUGAUCUCGCUCAAAGAUGUGAACAAUAAUCCAUUGUUGACAAUGAAGGAAAUCAAGGCACAAAUAACAGAAUUGAUGAUUGAAAUGGUGGACAAUCCAUCAAAUGCAAUUGAAUGGGCAGUAGCUGAAAUGAUAAAUCAGCCUGAACUUCUCGAAAGAGCCACAAAAGAAUUGGACAGUGUGGUUGGCAAAGAGAGGCUAGUCCAAGAAUCAGACAUUCACAAGCUCAACUUCGUUAAAGCUUGUGCAAGAGAAGCUUUUCGACUUCAUCCCAUUGUGGCUUUCAAUGUUCCACAUGUUUCCAUGAACGACACAAAGGUUGGAAAUUACUUGAUCCCAAAGGGAAGUCAUGUACUACUAAGUAGAAUUGGUCUUGGAAGAAACCCAAAAGUGUGGAGUGACCCACACAAGUUCAAACCAGAAAGGCAUCUCAAGAGUGAUGGGUCUGAUGUUGUUUUGGUGGAGCCAGAUUUGAAGUUCAUAUCAUUUAGCACUGGAAGACGUAGUUGUCCUGGAGUCACACUUGGCACCACAAUGACUAUAAUGCCACUUGCUAGGUUGCUCCAUGGCUUCAGCUGGAGUGCACCUCCCAAUGUAUCAAGCCUAGACCUUACUGUGUCCAAUGGUGGUAUGCUUCUAGCUAAAAAGCCACUUGAAGUUGUAGCAAAACCAAGAUUAGCAGCAAAGCUCUACUCUGGGUGAUUCUGACAAGCCCAUAUAAAUUAAGUAAAAAA
Molecule: messenger RNA, 1674 nt
Organism: Lotus japonicus
Lineage: Eukaryota; Viridiplantae; Streptophyta; Magnoliopsida; Fabales; Fabaceae
Product: isoleucine N-monooxygenase 2-like
Exons: 2
Coding region: 35-1642 (535 amino acids)
Molecular function (GO): iron ion binding; monooxygenase activity; oxidoreductase activity, acting on paired donors, with incorporation or reduction of molecular oxygen
Source: RefSeq, a predicted model, not a curated record